AUGGAAUUUAUGAACUAUGAAGACUUGUGGUUCUGGGAGGGGGAUAUUACAGGGAAUUAUUCGGUAAGAAGUGGAUAUAGACGGCUAGGGGGUGACUUAGCUCCUAGUUCGCCGGUUUGGAGUAGGUUAUGGAAUUUGAAAAUCCCCCCUAAUUGGAAGAACUUCAUGUGGAGAGCUCUGUCUAACAUUUUACCAACUCUUGAUAAUUUGGUGAAAAAGAGGGUGGAUAUUGUUAAUGUAUGCCCAGCUUGUGGUUUAGUAGAGGAAAAUGUCAUGCAUGUUCUUUGUUCUUGUCCUUUUGCCUCUCUUAUUUGGAAUUGCUCCCAGUUGCCAUUUCCCCAAUUUAAUGGUGAGAAUUUUCUAUUUUGGGCAGAAUUGUGGUUAGGAGGAGUAUCAGCGCUGGAUUGUGAAAGUAAAGGGAAGAUGUGUGGCUUGUUACAUGGCAUUUGGUCAGCCCGGAAUUCGGCUGUAUGGAGUAAUGUCCUGCCAACCCCCACGGCAUUGUGCAGCCGCCUUUUGUCUAGUUGGGCAGCUUGGAAGGUGCAUGGGGCCGGAACAGGGGAAUCACAGCGUGCUCCAGUGAUGCAUGCAAAUAAUGACCAGCGUGGUGUGGCUUGCUAUGUGGAUGCGGCGUUCCAUGAUUCUAAUCGGCAGCCCACUUACGGCUUCAUGGUUUUGGAGGAGGAUGGAAGUUACAUAGCUGCGGCGAAUGGCCCCUUGGUAUGUCCGUAUGAUCCCGUGAUGGCGGAGGCGAUGGCGGUGACUGAGGCGCUAUCUUGGUUAAAGAAUAAUGGUUACUGGUAG
This is a messenger RNA of Ipomoea nil (Japanese morning glory), 804 nucleotides long. RefSeq lists its product as uncharacterized. Lineage: Eukaryota; Viridiplantae; Streptophyta; Magnoliopsida; Solanales; Convolvulaceae. The coding region runs from base 1 to 804 and encodes 267 amino acids. The record is from RefSeq and is a predicted model, not a curated record. The transcript has a single exon.